Ficedula albicollis (Collared flycatcher) is the source of this 725-nucleotide messenger RNA. RefSeq names its product zinc finger HIT-type containing 3 (gene ZNHIT3). Lineage: Eukaryota; Metazoa; Chordata; Aves; Passeriformes; Muscicapidae. The coding region runs from base 16 to 477 and encodes 153 amino acids. The transcript is spliced from 4 exons. Gene Ontology annotation, molecular function: protein binding. The record is from RefSeq and is a predicted model, not a curated record. Gene Ontology annotation, biological process: box C/D snoRNP assembly; snoRNA localization; maturation of LSU-rRNA from tricistronic rRNA transcript (SSU-rRNA, 5.8S rRNA, LSU-rRNA). Gene Ontology annotation, cellular component: nucleus; pre-snoRNP complex.
GCGGAAGUGGCGGCCAUGAGGGCGCCGGGGCCGUGCGCGGAGUGCGGGGCGGGGGGCGCGGCCCGGUACCGCUGUCCGCGCUGCGGGAGCGCCUACUGCUCCGUGCCGUGCUGCCGGACCCACCGCGAGCGCUGCGCUCCCGAGCCCCGCCAGCAGCCGCAGCGGGAGGCGGCCGGGCAGGUUCCCCCCCCUGACCCCGCGCACGGCCCCGGGACAUCCCUGCGGGACAUCCUGGGCGAGGAGGACGAGCAGGACCGAGUCCCGCCCGAGAAACUCCAGCUGCUGGGAGAAUCAGAGGAGCUGAGGGAUUUGCUGCUGAACCCACACCUGCAGCAGCUGCUGCUCACCAUCGACCAGGCUCAGGACAAAAGCUCCCUGAUGAGGAGGUUCAUGCAGGAGCCCCUGUUCGUGGAGUUUGCAGAUUGCUGCCUCAGCAUUGUGGAGCCUCCUGAGAAGGAGAACGUUCUCCCCGAGUGAGCUGCUGUGGGAAUGGUUUUAUUUUUGUCCUUAAGGUUUUUAUUUUUUGAGGUGUGGCAGCAGCUAGAGCUGCUGCACUGUGUGUCUUGGCCACUUUGCCCGUGGAUGUCAGUGCUCUGAUUUCAGUUCAGAGCUGGCAAACGGGGGCAGGGAUGUGUUGGGACACAUUUUUAGAUCCUGGGGGGCUGAACUUGCCACUCUGUGGGAUUUUUUCUGCUGGCACAGAAAUGCUGCUUUCACGGUGACAU